This is a messenger RNA of Haliotis rubra (blacklip abalone), 978 nucleotides long. Its product is annotated as acid-sensing ion channel 4-A-like. The record is from RefSeq and is a predicted model, not a curated record. Gene Ontology annotation, molecular function: ligand-gated sodium channel activity. The transcript has 5 exons. Gene Ontology annotation, biological process: sodium ion transmembrane transport. Lineage: Eukaryota; Metazoa; Mollusca; Gastropoda; Lepetellida; Haliotidae. Gene Ontology annotation, cellular component: membrane. The coding region runs from base 1 to 978 and encodes 325 amino acids.
AUGGCGGACACUGACACAGCAGAUAAGCAAUCAACAAAGUAUGCACUAAAAGAUCUGUGGGAUGAAUUCUGUCACUCUACAGGCAUACAUGCAGUGGACAAGAUUAAAGCCUCUUCGGUCAAGCCAUUUAGCAUUCGUGGGCUCCUGUGGGUGUUAGCUAUCUGUUCAACUACUGCGUUUCUCAUCUACAACCUUAUAGAUGAGCUCGAGCGCUAUUACAGUUAUCCCAGCGUCACCAAGGUAACAGCCAAAAUGACGCAUUUCGUCGAGUUUCCCGCCGUCACCAUCUGCAACCGAUGCACCCUUAACAGGACUCGUCUGGAUGUUUACCCUGAGGUGGAAAACUAUUUCUUCAAUAUUUCUCAAGAACUGAAAAGAAAUAUUUCAUUUUCUGAACCAACUGCAGAUUGGUUUCACAAACCAUUGUCGUUAGAAUGGUGGAGGAAUGUUUCCAUGGAAGGAGCCAAAAUGCUGGUGUCAUGUUCCUAUGGUGAUGUAGAUUUUGACUGCAUGAGCAGGUUCCGACCUGUUUUUACCACUAACGGAUUGUGCCAUAGCUUCAACUACAAUGACCCUGAAAUUGUCAAAGCCUGGACGGCAGGCGAAGAUGCUAACCUCGUCCUCAAUUUCAACAUCAACCAGAAGGACUACACAUACAGGACUAACAUGGCUGCGGGGAUCAAGGUUCUGCUGCACAAUCCUCGACUACACCCAGACGCUAGCUCCACCAUCGUCAUGGCCUCGCCCGGAUUCUCAACAUAUGUUGCCUUGCAAAAAGAGGAGUUUCUGUUCCUGCCCCGCCCCUACAAGGCAUUUGGUAGUCAGGAAUGUAUAGACACAGCUAAACCCAAGUUUGUGAAUCCUCUCAAGUACUACUCCCCUUCUCCUACGACCAUUGCUUCAUGGAGUGUGUCCGGGUCAAGGCCUUCAAUGAGUGUGGGUGUGUCGGCCCAUCAGAUCCACGGCAGAGAUGCCUAG